This is a messenger RNA of Fusarium fujikuroi IMI 58289, 666 nucleotides long. RefSeq lists its product as uncharacterized. NCBI's taxonomy places the organism in Eukaryota, Fungi, Ascomycota, Sordariomycetes, Hypocreales, Nectriaceae. The record is from RefSeq and is a predicted model, not a curated record. Bases 1 to 666 code for a protein of 221 amino acids. The transcript has a single exon.
AUGUGUCGUCUUCUUAAGCUCCAGUAUGCUUGCUCUAGCAAUGGCGAACCCCAUUACAUGGAGAACGCCCAGGGUGCAUUCAUUCCUUGCAAUGACAGACACGGCUGUUUAAUAGAAGAUGUAUUAUCUCUGAAGCCAGGGUCUGACACGAGCCCACCAGGUUCCCCUAUCGAAAGGGAGUACACCAUUGUGAAGAUUGGAGGUGACUGCGAGACAUGCGCUAAUCAAAAGACAAGGAAAAUUGAGGAGGAUGAUCAGGUCUUUAUUGAGAUGAAUUCUGUAGUUGGCAGAACGGAAAGGGAUUUCCACGGCAUGAUCAGGCGUUGUGGCGAGAUUGCUGUCGAUAACAGGAGGCGAAUGUUGAAUAAUGUUAGAAGCCAAUAUCUACCAAACGAUACUUGUUCUUCAGGGUCCUGCCAGAAUCAGGUUUAUGUUUCUCAUGCUGGCCAUAAGGGAAUGUUCUGUAGGAACCAUACUUGCUCCGCCCGGGAGUUUGAUUGCCUCACAGAUGUUUCUACUACAAGGAAUAGUCCCCAAUACUCCAUAUACUGCCCUCGACAUACUUGCAGUAAAAGUGGAUGUGGGCUCCAGAUCCUGGCUCACGAUACUCCCCUUUGCAAGAGGCAUCACGAUCAGCUUGAAUUGGCUAUUUCCGUUCUUCGUUGA